AUGGCCCGGCACACGGGUCUCACCCUUCAGCAAGUCAACAACUGGUAUAUAAAUGCGCGCCGUCGCAUCCUGCCUUCGCUCAUCUCCAAGGAAGGCAAAGAACCUCGCGACUACCGAAUUACCCGCAAAAGAACGAACAAUACAACGGCGACGACAGUGACAACGACGGCACUGAACAAUCCGACGACUGCAACACCAUCAACACCUACCAUAGCUCCCGUUACUUCACUCGUAAGCGACACCUCAUCUCAUCCCCCCUCGAACCUGCUGACCCCGCCCGUCACUCGAUACAACAGUCCAACGUAUUCGCCGAUCAGCACGGACGGUGAGCCCUUUCCAAGUAUAGCAUCCAUGUUUCCCGCUUCUUCUGCAUGUCCUUCGCCUGUGCCACAACCUGGACAGCAACAACUUUACGUCCGUUCGGAAUAUUUCCCUGAUUCUCCGUCCACCAACAACACAAUGUCCUUUGUUAAUGAAAGCACUAGAGGUGCAGGUGGCCAGCCUCUGACAAGGUCGUCACGCGGUGUGCCACCGAACGACUGCCUCGCUCAGCCGCAGCCCGAGCUUUUGUCGACCCUUCAAAACCCGUCGCCGUAUAAUUAUUAUAAUCUAGUCUACAACAAUGAUGGCGAGCCGGGGGACUCUUUCCCGCCAGUCGAGAAUCUUAUCCGCUCGAGUUACGGAGCUACAGAUGGCAAUUUUCGAAUUCUCGAGUUCAAUAUGAUAUAA
Messenger RNA from Acanthosepion pharaonis, 729 nucleotides. The record is from the annotation of a GenBank genome assembly. Lineage: Eukaryota; Metazoa; Mollusca; Cephalopoda; Sepiida; Sepiidae.